Messenger RNA from Rubroshorea leprosula, 1042 nucleotides. NCBI's taxonomy places the organism in Eukaryota, Viridiplantae, Streptophyta, Magnoliopsida, Malvales, Dipterocarpaceae. The record is from the annotation of a GenBank genome assembly.
GUGCUGGAUGACAAAUUGAGGGUUCGCUAUUUUAAGGGAUACCUUGCAGCAGUUGCUCAGGCUAUCAAGGAUGCAGUAGAUGUCAGGGGUUGCUUUGCUUGGUCGCUAUUGGACAACUUUGAGUUGACCCAAGGCUAUACCAAGCGCUUUGGUAUAGUGUUCGUUGAUUACAAGAAUGGUCUCACCCGGCAUCCAAAAUCUUCUGCAUAUUGGUCUCAAAGUUCUUGAAAGGCGAUGAGAAUAAAGCUGGCAAAGAAAACUAGGUCCCUAUAGAAGUGGAUCCUCUUCCUCCCUCUUACUCAAGCCUGGGUUUUCAUAUAUGAUGCAGCUUGGUAAUACUGUAGUUGGAGAGGAUGCAUUAGGUGAGUUUGUGGAUCACGUAGAUUCCACAGGGAUGCCACUUUCUCUUUGUAGCACCUAUUACGUUUUGUGGUCCAAACCCCUUUUCAUCUUCUUUUCACCGACAAUCCUAAUUUCUCAGAUUUCCAGUCUUCCCCAAUGGAUUGUGAAUGGGCAGAGGCUAAUUCUGACAAAAGUGAAGAUAAACGUGCUGCAGCAAGGCGACUUGAUUUUCAGCUGGGAUGGUACUUACAUCCUCUCUAUUAUGGAGACUACCCUCAAGUUAUGCGUGAAAAACUUGGAAACCGACUUCCCAAGUUCUCAGAGGAAGACAAAGAGUUGCUUAGGAACACAAUGGACUUUGUUGGCCUAAAUCAGUAUUCAGCAAGGUUUAUUGCUCAUGCAGCAGAUGGUCCUGAAGAAGUCUCUUUCUAUAAAGAUCAAGAGAUUGAAAUAAUUGCUCAAUGGGAAGGGGGUGAGAUGAUUGGUGAGAAGGUAUGAAUUAUGUCUCUGGUGUCCUUGUGCAUGUGUAUUUGUGCAUAGACUAGGGCUUUGGAAGAUCCAAGUCUUCCAGUCUACUAAGAGAUAUAUGAAUGACAGGCAGCUUCGGAGUGGCUCUAUAUUGUGCCCUGGGGCAUACGGAAGGUUUUGAAUUACAUAGCUCAGACAUAUAAUAAUCCCACAAUAUAUGUGACUGAAAAUG